UUUUUUUUUUUUUUCUGAUUCCCUUCCCUGCAACCGCUUUAUUCGCUGCGCGUCCUCUGUUCUUUAUUCCAUUGUCCUCUUUUUAGCCAUCAUCACAGAAAUGCUGAAGCGAAGGCAAGAAGAAGCAGAGGAAGAAGGUGCCCUGAGCCUCAUGGCCAGGAGCUCAUCUGCAAAAGAGGAUGGUGGCGGCUGCCGAGCAGGCGAUGAAGGAAUAAAGAAGGGUAAUACAUCAGAAGUAGAUGGACACCCUUAUGACUUCCAUGUCUCCGGUCCCCGCAACCUUUCCUCUCCGAAUUGGAAGGAUCUUAUACGCUCAAGCUGGAGGGAUCCCAAUUACAAAAGAAUGGUGAUUGCCUGUCUCAUCCAAGCAGUAUACUUGCUCGAGCUCGAUCGACAGGAAAAGCGUACCGAAGAGAACGGCCUUGCCCCGAAAUGGUGGAAGCCCUUCAUGUACAAGGUAACACAAACACUAAUAGAUGACAGAGACGGAUCCAUCUAUGGCGCCAUUCUAGAAUGGGAUCGUUACGCGGCUUUAUCGGGCUUCAUAGUGGUGCGACCCAGUGGCGCCCCAAGAGCUGUGCUCGCUCUCAGGGGAACCAUUCUUAAGAGCCCAACACUUCGAAGAGACUUGGAAGACGAUCUUCGUUUCCUCGCUUGGGAAAGCCUCAAGGGUUCAGUCAGAUUCUCUGGAGCUCUCGCAGCACUGAAAUCAGCAGUUGAUCGGUUUCGGAGCAGCAACGUAUGCAUCGGGGGGCAUUCAUUGGGUGCUGGAUUUGCUCUCCAGGUAGGCAAGGCAUUGGCAAAAGAGGGAGUUUUUGUGGAGUGCCAUUUGUUUAACCCUCCUUCUGUUUCACUUGCGAUGAGUCUGAAGAGAAUUGGAGAGAUGGCUGGGUCUCUUUGGAGCAGAGUCAGGGCGGUGCUGCCCUCGCGAGACAGUAAAGUUGUGCUCACAGAGAAGAAUGCGGAGGCUGGACCUGUGAAGAUUCAGUGCACUGAGAUCAGCAAGUGGGUGCCUCAUUUGUAUGUGAACAACAGUGACUAUAUUUGCUGCUACUAUAGCGAUCCUUCUGUGGCUGUGGUUACUGGAGAUGGUGGUGGUAUGGGCAAGGGGAAAGUUGAUGGAGGGGCUGCAGCCAUAGCAAAGCUGUUUGUAAUGUCGAAUGGACCAAAGAAGUUCCUUGAAGCUCAUGGUUUGCAGCAAUGGUGGUCUGAUGACAUGGAGCUUAAGCUAGCUCUUAACCACAGCAACCUCAUCAAUAGGCAGCUGAGGUCCUUAUAUACUGUUUCUUGAACUCAUGGUCUGCAGCAAUGGUGGUCUGAUGACAUGGAGCUUAAGCUAGCUCUUAAUCCCAGCAACCUUUUCCAUGAGCAGCUGAGGUCCUUGUAUACUGUUCCAGUUGCAGCAGUGAAGAUGUGUAAGGGAUGAUUUUCUGGUUGUUAACUCUGUUCAUUUCUGCUGAAAUCGAUUCCAAGAUUGGUUCAGUAAGUGUUGUUGAAUCAACGUGGAUGUUAGAUAAGUUGAAUUCUUUUUGAAUUGAUGGCUGCAGCUUUUCUGAUGUUUGAAGUAGCCUUUCAGCUCCACAGAAAGAAAUUCGUCAAGUAAAUUUGCUAUUAGUAAUUCGAUGAGUGCUCGUUUAGGUUAGUUUAAUGUUUAUAUUAUUAUGCUGCUUAUGUCUUUAUUUCUUGUCUUAUGACCUUAUCACUGAAUAGUUUCUCCUUUUUUUGCACAUAAUUUACUCUUGAAAUGGCCAAUGUAUCUGAAACUUGGGCCAAUAACUCCGGAAAAACUUUGAUGAAUUUCAUCAGAUGAUACGGUUGAAGAUUUGAGCAAUGCCUUUAUGGCCAUAAAAUCAAAAAAUUUAAAGCAUUUGUAUGGACGGAAUUUGUACAUCAACAGCACUUUUUUUAUGACAAAUAUCAAAGAGAUGACCACUUAAUCAAAGCUACACCAACUGAAACUU
Molecule: messenger RNA, 1961 nt
Organism: Phalaenopsis equestris
Lineage: Eukaryota; Viridiplantae; Streptophyta; Magnoliopsida; Asparagales; Orchidaceae
Product: GDSL esterase/lipase At4g10955
Exons: 2
Coding region: 101-1291 (396 amino acids)
Source: RefSeq, a predicted model, not a curated record